CAGCUUUCAGAUGGAUUUGAGUUCAUUCGUAUUAGAAGGUUCAGAGCAUAAAAAUAAUGAUUCAAAGUUGACCUCUCCUGUUAAUCCAUUCUUGCCGUCAACUCAUUUGGGUCAUCACUCUCCCAAUGCUAGCUCUCAUAAGAAUGGAUUUAAAUCAAGAAAACUCACAAACAAGGGAAAUGGUGUUGAUUUCCUAUCCCAUAGUUAUGCAUCUUUUGAUGAGCUUGAGCUGAUGGCCAACAAUAAAGAAGUCAAACAUAAUCUGAAGCUUGAUAAUUCUGACGUCAUGAUGACGAUAGCAAUAGAAGGCCUGCAGCACCCUAGAGCUGUUGCAUUUCUGCUGCUUUGGUAUUUCUUCAGUGCUGGCACACUUUUUCUCAACAAGUACAUCUUGACAUAUCUCAGCUUCAAUCCAUACCUCAUGUGUGGCUUACAAAUGCUCAUUACAAUGAUGUGUGGAGCUGUGCAGAUGUGGUAUCCAAUGGGCUGCUACAAACAUGGUCCUAAGAAAAAGAAACCUUCCAAUUUUUAUUUUAAUAUGAUUAUACUUGGCCUCCUACAGCUGGGCACUAUUUUAUUUGGCUUGGUGGCCCUCUAUUAUGUGGCAGUGAGCUUUGCAGAAACAGUGAAAAGUUCUGCGCCGCUUGUGACGGUGUUUUUGACGUGGCUCCUAAGAGGGGAACGCACAAGCUGCCUCGUGCUGCUGACACUACUGCCUGUGAUGGGUGGCCUGGCAGUGUGCAGUAGUGGCGAAAUUUCCUUCAACUUCCUCGGUUUUUUGUGUGCACUCACCACCAACGUGUGCGAGGUCCUGCAGAGCGUCCUGUCCAAGACGGUUCUCUCUGAUGCCUCUUAUGACUACAAUCCUGCAGAGCUGCAGUUCUACCCUAACGCUGUAGGGGUGGCAGUGCAGGCGGUGGGGUGGCUCUUCCUUGUGUCGCGGUCAUCCCUGCAGCAGCUGACCGACCCUCACCUGCUGGUGGUCAUGUUGCUUGAUGGCAUCAGCUUCCAUGGCCAGACCAUCACUGCUUAUGUCCUCAUGAGCUACGUUAGCCCCGUCACCUACAGUGUAGCAAAUACGACGAAACGAGCCGUGCUCAUAUGGCUGUCAGUUUUGGUGUUCGGCAACGCCAUCACUUUGAGCAGUGGUCUAGGCACCGUCAUGGUGAUCGCUGGCGUGCUUAUGUACAGCAGAGCCAAGCAGCACGACCAGACCAAGAGGAUCCUCUUCUCGGUGCCUUCCACGCAAGUCGAUCGUCAUUACAAGUGAUCGUCGCGCUCACUUCAUGAGUCAAACUUGAUCAUUUCGAUCGUCAUUACAAGUGAUCGUCGCUUUACUUCACGAGUCAAACUUUAUCAUUUCAGAGAGAAGUGUCUCUGUUAACGUUCCAUGCUGGUGCCUUAUUUUUUGUUGUUGCGUUCUCGUUAGGAGUGAUAU
This is a messenger RNA of Hyalella azteca, 1438 nucleotides long. RefSeq names its product solute carrier family 35 member E2A. The transcript has 6 exons. NCBI's taxonomy places the organism in Eukaryota, Metazoa, Arthropoda, Malacostraca, Amphipoda, Hyalellidae. Gene Ontology annotation, cellular component: Golgi apparatus. The record is from RefSeq and is a predicted model, not a curated record. Gene Ontology annotation, molecular function: antiporter activity. Bases 11 to 1270 code for a protein of 419 amino acids.